Porites lobata is the source of this 6373-nucleotide messenger RNA. Lineage: Eukaryota; Metazoa; Cnidaria; Anthozoa; Scleractinia; Poritidae. The record is from the annotation of a GenBank genome assembly.
UAUGUCACUGAGGGAGACAUCAUCACCGGAUAUCUGGCCAAAUUACAUCUUAAUGUAUCGGAAGAAGAUGAGUCUAGUUCUCAAACUACAAGGUAAAAGCAAGCUUAUCCUUCUUUUUCAGUAUAAUUAGUAGUAUCGUGAAGAUUACUAAUUAUACUGUCUAGGCUGUUCUGAUCGAAAUAAAUACUGUGUCCAAAACACUUUUUCCUUUUUCUUUCUUUUGCAGGGAAUACUUCUUGUCCAACAAGAUCCUUUCAGAUCAUAAACUUAUCGUCUCUGCCCUGAAGAGUGAUGGCAUUUGGACGCAUCCUUUCAAUCCUCAGGAUCCGUAUUUACCUCCGUACAUUUACAGAAUGUGCAGAGAGUACAUGAAAAGGCCUCGGGAGGAACGUCGAAAAAUGACGCCGGUAAAAGUAAGUUCAUCACGUGCAACAUUUCCUUUUUUUUAUGCCGAGUGUAAUGCCCUAUUCAUAUAAUCACUAACAUUAAUACAGUGAAACCCCGCCUUACGGCCACCUCAUACGGCCACUUUUUUGGCCGCCUGGAAAAAAACUGCCAUACAUUUUCUUGUAAAAAAAAAAACGGAAUUACGGCCAGAUUGUUUUCGGCCCAUUGGUGACCGUAUUAACGGGGUUCCACUGUACCAUAUUUUGGUCGACCGAUGGCCCCCAUGGGAAUUUCGUAGCUUGAUCAUUGGUACAUCGUCUAAAAUAACUUUCAAGACUGAAUCGCAGCCGUUCGCCUUAUCUCAUUUGGUUCCAUCAGACCCAUUAGAUGAUAUUUUGAAUAUUUCGGUAAAGUUCCGCGUUUCACUUGGACUUAUUGUUUCUAAAAUCAUGAAGUGUUAUGUUGAUACCACGCAAAAGGAAAAAGUCAAUUUUUAAACAUAUCUGCGGUCUGGUAAAAUAUAGGCGGUGUUGUCAUCGAAUUCCACUAUCGAAAUAGCAAGACCUUCUGAUGUGUUGUCUUCCAGUUCAAGGUCACCGAGAAAGAAAUGUUUGUAGAACUUUUCAUCCCCGUAGCAUUUUUUUUCAUUUUGACAAAUAACAGCAUUGCAUUUCCGAAUUAUCACGUGCGUGACAAGAAUUGUUAUCCAAUAAACUUUGAAUAGGGAGCCCACACAAUAUGUGUUUGUAACCGAUUGUUAUUUUAUAGUAUUGAAAUGUACUUGAUUUACCGUUUGCUUAUAGAUCUAUAUAGAUCAAUGUUACAUAAACGGUGAAGUACGUUACCUGUGGUAUAUUGUCCUCCUUUUGCCUCAAAUGCGGUUUUUUGAGCGAUAUCGAAGGAUGUUUAUUUAACAUUGAUUUAUCCACAUGCGUAGCGAUAUAUCGCUGUAGGUGAAGCUAGCCUGCGUGGCCGGCGUUUGAAAGGGAAGGGAAAGGGAGGUUUGGGCGCCCCUAGCGUUUCUCUCGCGCCUAAGACUCCCUUUCCCCAAACUCCCUUUCCCUUCCCUUUCAAAACGCCGGCCACGCAGGCUAUAGGUGAAGCAAACGGUAAGUCCAGUACAUUUACUGUAAAAUAUCACAAUCUGUUACACACACACAGAUUGUGUGGUCGCCCGUUUAUUUUUGUGAUUUUAUAUAAAGUCGAUGUACGUAGAAGUAUCCGUUUAAGUUUAUCAUUGAUAACAUUAGUUUUCAGAGGCCAGAAAUGUUAUUUUGAAAUAGAUGCACUAUCUCUUUAUUUUGAAGAUGUUAAGUUUACCGUCAGCAACAACAAACAUAUCGGAAGUUUCUCGACUAGGAAUCAGAGUACAUCACAUUCUAAACAAAGCUAGAGAAGUCGCAACGUUACGUAGCUUUACGUCAAAACCGAACGCUUAGUAAAACAAUAAGUUGUUUAUGGUUACCUGGGUUUGCCCAAUCUUCAUAUGAGUCGUUUUGGAAAGGAUUACUCAUUUGAAUCCAAUCAAAAAUGUGUUCGUCUGUCGCCAACUAAUCUGAGACGGUAACUUCUCAAAUUAACAUGAGUCCGCUUUUUCCCUUAAAAUUCCGUCUAGUUCGUAUCAGCCAGCCGGAUUGCAAACCACGCUCGUCGCUCACACUGUGCUUGGGUGUUUUCACACAGCCAUUGCAUACUGGUAAUACUAACCGUCUCUUAUCGGAUUACGUUAGAAUGACAUAACAAAUCCCUUUCAAAACGACCAGGAGGGUACUCCCCUAUGCUAAGACUACUCUAAGUCUCUUCAUUUCUGCAUCUUUCGUUAGGUCAGGGGCACCCUUCGGGUCACCCAACGACUAUCUAUAACAGGUUUUGAUAUCUGUUCUCUUCAUCCAUAUAAUUUUUUUAAAAAUUGCGUUCCCAAAAUUUGCCUUAUAUAUAGCCAAAAAUGCAUCUCCCUGAUCCAUCCAUCUCCCUGAUCAGUCUUCAUACAUCGAACUAUCGAUCUAUUUUACGUUCAUGUUCUCUCGAACUAGAUCGUGGGAAAACAGAAAGACAGCGAUGUGUGGGUUUUUAACAGUAAUGUGCAAGUUAAUAGUCAAGGAACGCUAAUUCCUCCAAGUGAUCGACAAUUUGUCAUCCUCGAUGACGAGAAGAUACUAGAUGUUCCCAAUUUGACUGGUGAGUAACGCAGAUCACACCUCUGAGAGGGGAUAUCGUUACGUCACGUUGCCGUGAUAGCAGAAUUUUUGGAUGACAACAAACCGAAAACGUUCACUGAUCUUAUUCUCUAGGGUUGACUCCGAAAGUACCGCAUCUGAAUGUAGAAAAAGGAAAAUAAUUUUUUUUUUGCGCAGUGUUCAACAAUUCCAUAGAGCGGGUGAUCCAUGUCGGCAACGUGACGACACGCUUCUUCUCUCUAUUGACAACAAACUUCUCCCGGAUAGGCAAAGACAAUUAUUACAUCUUACUGGCACUAAAAAAAAAAACAGUACCUCACGAUUUGGACACAUUCAAAAUGUUUCGUCUGCCAAAAAUCCCUCUUCACCAGUGUAAACUACUUUACUCAAAUUUCUUCGCAACCCUUUCAUGGCUAGUCACCUUUCUUUACUAAUUUGUAUGGUCCUGCAUGAAUGGAUUAUUGCAGAUGUUGACGAUGGAACUGCAUUAAAAAAUUUGGUAUGUGCCCUUAAGGACCUGACGAGCAAUAAUUUUGGACAGGCGGUUCUUACACUUGGUUGUGUCGGUAUGGGGGCAAAUUUCGAGACUAUCCAGUCCAUCCUAGGUGGAUGUGCCAUGGGAGUCCUAUAUGGACAUCCCAUGUCGGGUAAAACUACAGUCCUCAAAGCAGCAUUGUCAGUAAUUGGACAAAACGACGUCAUUCAGCGUAAGUGAUUUCUUUCUUUCUUAUCAUUAGUGUCUGAGACAUGCUUAACCACUGGUCUUUAUUACAGAGAAAUCACCCGCUUUUUCAAGCAAAGGGAGGAUCGUCCUCGGUUAUGUCUAAAAAAAAGCGUACCCCUGGGAUGGGAAGGCAUUUUUGGAAGUUUAGUCUUGUAUGUGUAUGGGGGUAGCACCUGGUAUUCACCUGAGCUAUAAAUUACCUCAGAAUAGACUAAACUGGGGUAGGGUAUCUGAGACCCCAAGCCCCCCAGGGGCAACCAGUGACACUGCUUGCACUUUUCGAGCACAAUGCAAAUGCCAAUGCCAACAUACCAAAUAAAAAAAUGCUUUGGAAAUACCUAGAGAUGGAUUACAAUCGUCGGUGUUCGAUGUAAUGAUCAUUUCGGCAUUAUUCACUGUACAGAACUGAAAAAAUAGAACGUUGUGCGCGUGUACUAGCUGAAAUGGUAAGCUUAUAUCUGAUUUAUAUAGAUAUAUUCUUAACUACCAACAUUUCCAUAAUAAUUCCUAGGGACAACGUUUAAAGGAAUUAUGGAAUUGUUGUCGAAGACAACACUUCCAAUCGGGUGGGACGACCCGGAGAAGCAUGCGGAGAUGAAAGAGGUGUCAGUGGCCGUGUUCAAUAAGGUAAUUGUUUAUUUUUAAUGUCCAUUUCUGCGUUGAGUUUGUUUUAUUAUGGUCGAUUGAUCUAACAUUGUUAUGUUAAAGUUCUUUUUAUUUUAUUUUUUUUAAAUUUUAAUUAUUUACCUGGUUAUAGGGUGCUGAUACGACUGUCAGGGGACGUUCAAGGCCCAGGACAAUCCCAAUAAUAACUACGAAUCAAGACACAAACGAGCUGAAGUAAGUAGCAAUAAUAAGUACUCUAAAAUAAAAGAAUGCCGAAAAGAGAGUGCGACUCUUCCGGUUUUGAGGAUACUUAGUGCGAAAGUGUAAUUUCCAACAUAGCAAACCCUUGAUAUGCGGGCAAACAAUCCGAUGAUUUUAAAAAAAGCGAUUUCGAUCUGCUUAUGGAUAGAUUUUCACGGGGAUCAAUUACAUACAAGGACAGUACAGUUAAAGGGUAUAUAAAUAUAUUUUAAGGCACAUUGUUAGUUGAUUGCCGGAAUAUAUAGCGUUGCUUACUUGUGUACACUUUGCUAGAGUGCACUAACAGCUUCUUUGUGGUGUUUCAACAGAGUACUUUCAAGAUGGAUACGAAUCCCAUUUGAACGCCCUUCGCCAUCGUACAGCGGCAAGGAGUUGCGAGGAAAAGAAAAGAAACUAAUGGAGGCCACAGCAAAGUCAUCUCGUAGCAUAUGGGUGUUAACGGCCUAUCUAAACAAAGAAUUCGAGGGUGCUUUGGACGAUGAAGAGUUUGACCAGAUCACGAAAACCUUAGAAGAGUACAUAGACCAAGAGGGUCCGGAAAACUGCUGUGUGGAUCAACGAGCAUUGGAUAUGUACUCCAUUCUGAUGUUGUCUUGUUCAAAGGUAAUUUUGGGACGAUAUUUAGAUAAUUCAAACAAUAUCGUCUAAAGCGGUUUUAAUGAUAUUUCCUGUCAAGGAGCACCAAACCAGAUACAGAAGACAAGUUGUUCAAAUGGUUUUGACUAGCCUGCGAAUACAGAUGUCCUUCUUUGCUCCUCGCCGCUAGGGACGUCUCGAAACACCCCUAGCGGCGAGAAGCAAGGAAACACCUGUGUUCACAGGUUGAGGUUUUGACGAGUGAAAGUGUAAAAUUUAAUGUCAAGUUCAAUAUAAAGUUUUGACCUUUAUUGGAAAAAACGAGCGAAAGAAAGAUUGUAUCUCUAGUUGUAAUUAACUUUUUGGGGUGAGACGUACAGGGUAUUGUAGUUUUCCAUCAUCUUAAAAGCGUGCUUUUCUAGUCUAGCUGGAUCGCGAUGUAUUUCAACACUAUCUAAUAGCUCUUAAGUCAACCUUGUCAAGACAUACCUUUAAAGUAAAUUGACGCUAAUUUGUCUUCAUUGCCAUGGUAAUAAAUAUUCUAAACAAUCGAAAAGUGCUAAUAAUCGGAUGCGCUCGUUCACAACUCUCCCUAUAUCGCCGAAUUUACACAAGUGAGCCUGCUCACUGGGUAGCUGUUAAGCAAAACUUCGAUUUCUGAUUAACCGCAACGAUUCGUGGUUUAACACCUUGCACGUGUUACUUGAAUAAUGUACAUUUUCUUUGUCAGAUUCUCCAAAAAAUCAAAUUGGAAGAGGAAAUGACAACUGUGUGGCAGUGCCUCAAGAAUGUGGUACUGCCGGGAUAUUCUUCUACGAGGGAUAAGUCUACAUCGAGAACGAAGACCAAAGGUGCUGGCGGGUCCGUUGCCAAAACAGAAGAAGUGGGGCUUGCUAUCAAAGAAGCCAUAAAGCAAAUGGCGUCCCGAGGAGAAGUACGAAAGGUAAUAGGGACGCUUAAAGCUUGUCAAUUACUGUCAAAUAUUUUUAAUAAAGGGAUUGCUCUUUUCCUUAAGUUAAGAUGUUUUUUUUUUUAUUCUUAGUAAGUUGAUAAGGGAGUUCGGAGUCGAAACUCUUGGUGGUAGAAAAACACGUAACGGUAAUUGUAGUAAUUCAACAUAUUUGACCAUCAUUACAAUGCAUAGGCAAUUUCAUUUUUUAGCAAGCCAGUUCUAGUGAAAGACUUAACUCAAACAAAAAAGGGCUCAGUGAAAAAAAAGAACAACGUUAUUGGCUGUGAGAGAAAAGUUUUUUCCAUUGUGUAAAUUACAAUUAUAGACAUAUGUUCACCAGUCACAAAAACGGUAAAGAAGAUAUAGACGUGGGCGACUGAUAUUUUAUUCCCUGUAUUUAAUUAAUUUCAGUUAUGUGGAACGUUCAUCAUACCGAAGAUAAAGCCGUCUGGUUGUUCUUGUGGAGAGUCUAUAGCUGUUUCGUCCAACGACCUAGCAGCUUACAUUGCCAAGAACCAGCCCCAAAUGACUACAGUGACUGGUGCAGCCAUUCGAAAUUGCAUAUUCCAUUCACUGAAAGGUUGCAAUGGGAAACAGGUAACCUUCGCAAAUGGGAAAAGGAACGCCUCCCAUUUUUCAAGGUCUUUUUUUGAUGUUGACGUUCUUUCAAAGUUAGAUGAAGGUAAUAAU